Messenger RNA from Aureobasidium vineae, 336 nucleotides. The record is from the annotation of a GenBank genome assembly. Lineage: Eukaryota; Fungi; Ascomycota; Dothideomycetes; Dothideales; Saccotheciaceae.
AUGUCGACCAUCCGCCCCGUCCCCUCCUCAAACGACCCCUCGCCAACCACACCAUCAUCCCACACUACCUACCGUCCCUCCACCCCCUCUCCCUCACGCUCCCACACCAGCACCCCCACCACCAUCGCCACUCUGACUCCUGAGGGCCAUCACCGUGCUGUUCCUGCUUCUCGAUCUAAGGCUCGCGAACCUGUGCCUUUGCAUCCUUAUCAGAGAUGUUGUCAGCCUAAGGAUGGUGGUGAGCAAGGUGAGCAAGGUCAGGUACCAGGAUCUCAGAAUUGGAUUGAGGUCAAGAGGGUUUGGUGGAAGAGAGUCUGGAGUUGUAUUUGGGGGUGA